Molecule: messenger RNA, 1532 nt
Organism: Pelobates cultripes (western spadefoot toad)
Lineage: Eukaryota; Metazoa; Chordata; Amphibia; Anura; Pelobatidae
Source: the annotation of a GenBank genome assembly
AUGGAAGUUGCGAAAUCCGACAAGACACCCCUAGUAGACAUCUUAUGGACCCCCAAAACGCUGCGCCCCAAAGACAACAUUUUGUUCCCAACCACAUCACUCACCCUACACCAUUGGGACGUGCUUAGGCACUCGCAAAACACCACCCACAAAUUCCACCCACGCACACCGCUGACAGCCCUACGAGCAAUUUCACCGUGGCUCUCACUAAACACCUGGGUCAAACUGGGAAUUCACAAACUCGACCAAAUUAUGCACCACAAUCUUAUCAAGCCCUUCCCAGAACUACAACAGGAAUUCAAACUGACCAACUCCUCAGUAUUCCCUUACAUGCAAAUCAAGAGCAUCAUACCCUCACACGUGGCAAGAGCCACCACAGAGGUUAACCAGAGCACAAAGGUAGUAGACACGCUGUAUGACAGAUGCUGGCACACCCCAACUAAACCCAAAACUCUUGCCCUAUGCUACCAGGUGGUUAUGAAAACGGCUCCACACUACUCCCCUCCCUUCGUGACCCAAUGGCUCGCGGACUGCAAUGAGCCGAUAACUGACAAGGAAGUGGAGGCGUCCCCAACUGCCCUCAAAGGUAUUACACAGUGCUACUCACAUGUAGAGGCCCACAAGAAACUAGUAUACAGGUGGUACCUAACACCCCACAAGCUCCACAUAAUGUACAGCUCUGCAUCACCACUCUGCUGGAGAUGCGGGGAGACAACAGGCACAAUGUUCCACAUCUGGUGGUCGUGCCAACGUAUACGCCCCUUGUGGGACGAGGCGCAAUCCAUCCUACGAACCAUCGGCAUCACAGAGCCACCGCUAGACGCCCGUACAGGGUUAUUCCUUUCCUACCCGCACUCAACCCCGAAAGCGGUGAAAUGCAUAAUGGCAAUUACCGCAUUGGCAGUACGAAACCUCAUAGCAAACCAGUGGAAGCAACCUCACUGUCCUUCUAAAACCCACCUGCUAACCAAAAUACACCAAUACCACACAUACGAGAACAUGACGACCAAAACUGCCUCACAAAGAAAGUCCUUUCAAGUGUCCUGGGCACCAUGGGCAAGCUACUGGGAUGGGGUUAACAUUACCUAACGUCUUACAGAGAUUAAAGACGGUGUAGGUACCACCGACGAAGCGCAAAUCCUAGUUGCUGGUCCACAGAGUUCUACUACCUGAAUAGACCCAACCCCUUCUCCAGUUACCACAGGGGCCAGUAUCCUCAGAACAACACACUUAACCACAGGGUAGACCUAAUGUCACAUCGCACCACGUAUUGCAACACAUGACGACACCUACAGCUGUGUAUAUGUAUACCAUGUAUCGUGCUCGCACGCCACUACUGCAUACCUCCAAAGCAUACCCCCCCUCCACCCUCCCCCUGUUUCUUCCCCCCCCCAGUUGCGCUCCCAACUUCACACCGCAACGAACUCCACUACACCGGUGUACCCGCCAUGGAUUGGCUCAUGACUCAUGAGGUUGUGUCACUAUCCAGACGUAACGAGUCGCACACAGAGAAACUACCCCCACGACUCUAG